CACCAACUUUCUCCAACAAGGAUCGAUCGAUCGCCGUAAAGCAUGCCCGAUAUGGCCCCGCUAAGCUGCUGUCAGACUAGGCCACCCGCUAAGCCACUCGACUGCGACCGCAACGCGGCCUAAUAUGAACUUUUUAGCAGCAUUGUGCUGAAGAGAAUGAUCCAAUUCCCACUCAGUCAUGUUGGGGGCGAAACCUAGUUCCCCCUUUAUCAACAAAUCGAGGAAAUAAAACCAGGUAGGUAACCGACCCGGUUGACAAUUCCUCACACAGAAUCUCUACCAGUUCACUGAACCUUUAUCAUCAUGAACCGGUACCUGUCUAUCCCCCUGUGCUUGGCGAGCGCUGUUCCUGCGCUAGCGGGUCUGGCGGCCCGCGACCCCAUUGGCACCAUCUGCACCAAGAACAACAUCAUCACCACCGACGACUUCAUCCUCUACAACAAUCUCUGGGGUGAGGAUUACGCUACUUCUGGCUCGGAGUGUACCUACCUCGACUAUGACAGCGGCAACUCCAUCUCGUGGCAGACGUCGUGGACCUGGGCCGGCGGUGAUGACUACGUCAAGAGCUAUCCCAAUGCCGUCUUGAACGUCGGUGCCAAGCAGCUGAGCACGAUCACCACGAUUCCUUCUACCUGGAAGUGGAGUUAUACCGGCGACGACCUCGUCGCUGACGUCUCCUACGAUGCCUUCCUGGCCACCACGGACUCCACAACGGCCACCCACGAGUAUGAAAUCAUGAUCUGGCUCGCCGCCUACGGAGGCAUCGAGCCCAUUGGAAACUCGGACGGUCCUAUCGCCAGUCCCACUAUCGGUGGCCACACCUGGGAUCUCUACGAGGGACCCAACGACUGGACAGUGUAUAGUUUCGUGGCCCGCGAGACUAUCACGGACUUCUCGGCGGAUCUUAUGGAGUUCUUCACUUAUCUAGUUGAUAAUGAGGGCGUCUCGUCGAGCUUGUAUCUGCAGACUUUGGGUGCGGGUACGGAACCGAAGACGGGCUCUGAUGCUUGGUUCACGGUUGCGCCGUACACGAUUAGCAUCAACACUUAGUAGUUGAGGUAGAUUGAGAGUUACGGCCGAG
This is a messenger RNA of Aspergillus piperis CBS 112811, 1081 nucleotides long. RefSeq names its product xyloglucan-specific endo-beta-1,4-glucanase A. The transcript has 2 exons. NCBI's taxonomy places the organism in Eukaryota, Fungi, Ascomycota, Eurotiomycetes, Eurotiales, Aspergillaceae. Gene Ontology annotation, molecular function: cellulase activity. The coding region runs from base 304 to 1050 and encodes 248 amino acids. The record is from RefSeq and is a predicted model, not a curated record. Gene Ontology annotation, biological process: polysaccharide catabolic process.